CACUCACUCAUAAAUUCAUUGUCAAAAAUGGCUUGAUUGAAAGUUGAAGUGCUGUGGCAUCAUGUGAUAAAAUUUUGCUGAAAUUGUUAUAAUUUCGCGAAAUUAUAUUCCAUUCCACUAACGCUGUGUUAUGUAUUAACAAGAAGAGUAAUGAUCGCUGUUGGGAGAAUUUACAACUUAAUUAACGUUGAAUCCGACGAUUUUAUUUGACGUUAGUUUCCACGUGGUGAGGUGUACAAGAGAACGUCAUUUUCGGUCGACGUGUUAAGACCUCGCCGUAUUUAAAGUUCUCGACCGCAUUUUCUAUCAAAAUGGAGUCCUUGAACAUGUCGAAGCUCAAUCUGUCGAAUGUAAGGAGCCACACGUCCCCGGAAAACGUCGCAAGAGCUGAACCAUCCGAGCCUCGAAUGGAACUGAGCAUAGCCGUGACAGAUCCAGAUUACGAAUACCACUGUGAAUACAGCGAGGAGAUUUGGAAUAGUCUGCUGGAGCAGGAGGGGGAAAAGCCAAUAAUACAUCUCCAGUCACCUCAGUUGGAGUUCCGCGGCACCCUGGUCCAGCAACUGCGUGACGUCACCAAGAAGCUGUCGCUCAACAUCGCCACACUGCACUCGGCCGUCGCCCAGUUGGACCUCUUCAUGGACGCUCACAGGCUACGCUCAGAUAGAUUGACUCAUGUCGCGUUGGCUUGCCUCAGUUUGGCUGCUAAAAGCGAGGAGAAGUUCAGCCGAGCGCCAACACUCAAGACCUUGGCAAAGAUCAGCGGCGUGCAGCUUUGUGGCAAAACAUUCAGGCAGUUGGAGUGGAUGGUCGGCCAGCAUGUGCGAUGGAGGCUGCUAGCACCAACUCCGGCGACGUACGCGGCGCUGCUAUCGCAGUACGUGGUCACAGACUCCGACCUCACCAGCCGACACCCCAAGUUCGUGCGCAGGUUCAAGCGGGACGGCGCUAAGCUGCUCGAGGCCUACUUGGACCUCACUCUGUCUGACGUGCGACUGAAGGCGGUGGAGUCCGUGGACGUGGGAUGCGCGUGCGUGGCGUGCGCGCGCGCGGCGCUGGGCGCGCGCGCGUGGCCGCGCUGGCUCGCCGUGCGCGCGCGCCGCGCCGCCGCCGCCGUGCUGCCCGUCUGCCGACUGCUGCAGAGAAUGAUGCAAACGCUGAAAGCUAAAGACAACCCGGAUUCUGAAGCGGAUCAGGGUUACAGCAGUGCUCGGACUUCACCCAACCUCACUCCAUGCACAUCUCCGUACCAAAUGUCACCGUCAACAAGCAAUUACAACUCAACCUACCUCAACGAGUACCAACAAAGACAGGAUUACAACGUCCUAGAUCUGAACAAUCCGGACUACUACAGGAUCAGCAACCCGGAUUACAGGUAUUAUCGAACGAAUAGGUUAUUAGAGAAUAAUUUAGAUACGGUCCAACCGUCAACCAGUAUGGCUGUGAAACGGACUCUCGAUAACAGAGAGUUAGAAAUUGAAAGGAAAAGAUAUCGCUUGACGACACAAAUGUCUCAAGCUGUACUUUGAUUGUUCCUAGUCUGUACUUGUAGUGGUGGAUAGUUGAUAAGAUUUAUGGUACGGUCAAACUUUUAAAUUUAACUUUAAAAUAUUUUUAUUCUUGUUUUUUCCUAUCUUCCUUUACAUUAAUAUAGAACACAAAUGGUCGCUGGUUCGACCAUUUUAUCCAUCGUUUAAGUCCAUCUUAUUCAUUAAAAGUUCAACCGCUUAUUAUAAUCUGUUUGAUCGAUUUUAGCCAUGGCGACCAUUUAAAGUAAGCUUUCUUUUUGUCUCAGUUUUUGUAUUACACACAGGGUGACUUUUAAUACAUUGACAAUAUUUUGUCGACAUGCUCAGUCCAUGAUUCUGAACAACUUUUAGUAUGGGGGUAACUCCGAAAUCGCGAAUAAAAAAUUUGCUGUUCCAUCUAUACAAAAUUAAAAUGUAUGGAGCCGCAGAUGUUUUUUUUUUUUCGCGAUUUCAAGGUUGCUUCCAUACGAAAAGUUGUUCAGUUCCAUGAAUAAAGUCGGACCAUCAUUUCAGCCCUUCGUCUUUCAUUUGUACCGGAUCAGACUAAAAUUUAAAUAAAUUAAUCAUAACAUGCGGUAGAACUUUUUUAUGGAUACGAGAAUGUGUACACUGUUUGAAGUUAAAUUGCAUUAAAAUAUUUUGUCAUUUGUUAAAUCUUUUUGCAUGCCGACCAUACUUGUUUAACCAGUAUAUUACCAUAUACUUAAUCCAUAUUAUCUCAUACAUGUGUUACUCUAUCCAUCACUACAAUAUAUCCAUAUUCAUGAAUGCUUUCUGAUUUAAAGACUGCAUUUAAGCGAUUUGUUGUACUAUAUAGUGGGAUAAAACGAGGCGUGACGGCAAAAACCAAAACUGCUUCUAAUUAGCUGAUUGGGAUAAGUAUAUAUGUUACGUUUAACGGGUUUUUUACCGUAGUUAGUGCGGCUACACCUAGGUAUAACCAACGAAGACUUGUUGCACCUGGGUCCAGCCGAAAUGAUAAAGGCUAAACUUAUGUUUGACCUAAGUUUAUUAGCAUUUCGGCAGGUGCAACAAGUCUUCAUUGGUUAAACAAUUGACAUUUGAGUCAACAUUGACAAUUGAGGCCGGUAAAAUUUUGAAAUGAUCUUAACUAUGCCACUUACCCCAAGUGUCAUGAUUUACUAAUAUUUUCACAGCCCAUUCGUGAAUAUGGAAAAUGAUAUAUCGAUCGAGCGAUUAAUUCACGAUCGAAUUAGUUUAUAUAGACUCGUUUUCUAAAAUGUUUAUUUGUGCGUUUAUUUGUAGCUCGAAGGGAUCUUGUCUUUUAUACUCUUUAUUUCAAUAAUAGACAAAUCUAAACGUAGAAGAAUAGUUUGUUUUUAUAGGAACGGGAGAUUCAACGAAUUUUUUGCGGCUGCAAUAACGAAAUAAAAUGGUCCAGAUUUAUUUUGUACUCUUAAAGACAGUAUGAAAAUCUAAUGAAUUUUCAUUAAAAAUAUGUUCUUUCCUGAAAUAAAUACUUCUCGCCAGUUACCUAAUAUGCCUUAUUCAUAAAAGUUAACUAACACUUAAAACGUCUUUUAAUUAUAUGUUUUGACCGAUUGCCAAUAUUUCAUUCCGUAAAAUUUUAUUACCGCGUGGUAAUAAAAUUUGGUAAUAAGUGUGCGUACACUCGUUACACAUUAAAAUAUCAUUAUUUCCAUUUGUAUAACUGACCGUCCAUUUUACAUUUUAAAAAAAAACUUCAAUCAAUCAUCAACUUUCUGCGACGGUAUUCCCGAACCGAUACAAGUUGACAAACAUUUUUUAACUAAAAUACGUUUGAAGCAUUUGUAAACUUUUUAUAAAUAUGUAUAUAUACUAUUAUGUAAUUUUUAUUACCUAUUCGAUAUAUAAUUUUAAAAUAUUAUGCAUUAUUAUUAUUUGUGAAUGGUUUUUUUUUCCCAUGCAACACAAACUAGGACUUAAAAAUCGAGAGGCGAGCCAUCAAUCCAUUUAUUUCUGGAAAAGUACAAGAUCCCUGUUGACACAAGUUGUAGCAAUAAACAUAAAUGUGAGGUAAAUGUAUAUAACCUCAUUUAGUAAUCGUGGUCUAACGUGUAUUUAAACCUUAUUUAAUAGUUAGAAAUAAAGUUUAAUAUAUCAGUGAUAACACCAUCUCAUAGUAUGAAAAUAAUCAUAUGACUGUUAUACAUUUUUCUUUUAUAUCUUUUAUGUGAGAGUUUGAAUUAUUAAUGACCUAAUGCAUUAUUUAACGAUUUAAAAGAUGGUGUUAUAUAGUCAUAAUUACUAAAAUAGAACAACAUAUACAAAACGAAAAAAAAAUAAUUAAAAACGUAAUUUUGGUCGCCGGGAUUUUUCUCUUUUACCUUGCUAAUUUAUUUUCUUUAUCAAUUGGUGGAACACAUUCAUUCGAGAAAUGCAUUAAAAUUUACACAGGUAUAUAAAAUAAGUUUAAUCUGACCCUUAACUAUGACCAAGAAAAAUGUGUACACACAACAUGACAAGCAUUUGUGAAGAUAUAACAUAUUAAAAAUCAUUAAAACUUUUUGAAAUGAUUGGAAUAAACUCAUUAUAAAAACAAUAAAAAUCAAAACUAAAAGAAGAUACAGAAAAUAUUGGGUUAUUAUUGCAGUGGCGAUCAAAAUGUACUCGAAGGCUCGAGUUUUGUAUUUUUUUGGUUGUAUCUAUGUAGUAAUCAGAAAAUUAAUAUUAAAGUAUUGGACAAUUUUGUAUUUGAUGUUUUGGGUUAAGGUGAUAACAUUUGUCAAGUCGCGAGCUAUAAUUUCGCAAUAAAAAAAGUUGGGAUUUGCAUAGCUUACAUUUUUACCCGACCACCGAAAGAGGUUGCUGUUUUGAAAUACUUUAUCCGAAAUAGCAUAAUUCAUAGGACAACUAAAUUAUGUUUUCUUUUUAUGUGUGCUGUUUUGGACGAAGAGCGGUUGUGAUUAUGAUCUAUUGUUUUAAUUUAUUAUCUCGUUAGUAUAAUUUAGUUUCGUCAUUAGUCAAAUUUAGCCUAAGUUUUCUACCAUAAGAGGAUUUGUCACAUUUUGACAGGUCUGUUACUAAUCAAAAUGCAAGACAUAUUUGAGAGAGACGAGUAGACACUAUCGUAUAGUCUUACUGUAUACUGUCUAAGUUCGACUAAAUCGUAAACUGAAAUUACAAGUCGGAUUUUUAAUUCACAGAAAUACUGCAUCAAUAUAACGUGAUAAUAAAGUAGUAGUUGUUGUUAGUUAUUGCGUUUAAAUCGUCGAAUCGAUUCUCAAACACACAUAAAAAUUAUCGAAUUAAACAUCCGACUAUUUUUAUCUGUCAUAUGGAACAGAAUCUUUAAAAAUUUAUUGCUCAGUUUUAAACUAAGUCUGUUACCUAUUUUAUUUUUUACAAAGAUUCCGUUCCAUUUUCAAAUUAUUUUUUUAAUAAACCCGCAUUGAUUCGGGUUUCUUAUUUUCUUAUUUUUUUUUAUCGACUAUUUUUUAAUUUGCUGUUAGUUAUUUGAAGGUUGUUGCGCGAGAGCGACAUUGUUCUGUUUUUCAAUCUAAAGUUACCAAUAUUAUACGUCCAUUUUGUUUGUUAAAUGUGUACUUAUCGACCUAAAUUGUGUAUUAUAUAUUUAAAAUGUCAUUGGUAGUUAGUACCCUGUUCUGCAGCUUUUACAGCAUUGAUUUUAUAUCAACGUCAAACACAACACAUCUUAAUGAUUCCAACAAGUACUCUAAAUCUAAACGACGUUUUAAAACUAUUAUCAACCAAUUUUAAAUUAUAAACACAAUACAAUAUUAAUAUUGUGUAAUUAAUUAUGCUACCUUAGCUACCCAGCUGUAGGACCUAUUUAAAGUGCUUCCAAUGUAAUGCCUGAAGAAAAAAUGUAGUAAAAUAAUCUUUUGUAUUCAAUUAAACCUUAUUACCGAGACAUAAAGUUAAAUUUUUAAUGGUAAUACACGCCUUUAAAUUAUAAUUUCAAAUAAUGUGUGUGAUAAAUAUUGUUAAAGUUGGAAGCUAAGCAAAACAUUAUAUAGCACUGUUGAACGUAAAAAGUGAAUGAAUGAAUAAUUACUUAUUUAUAUGAUGCAAAUAAUAAUUCAUUCAAUCAUUCAAAAAAGUAUAUGAUUGAAGACUGAGGAUAGGUAGGCAUAUUUAAAUUGAUAUUUUGUAGUAUUAAUGUGGGUAGCAAAUUAUUAUUUUUUUAUGUCAAAUAAUUUGUACACGCCGAUGGAAUCUGUAACUACUUUGUUACUUUUUCAUAUUUGUACAAAUUAUUAAACAGUGAAAUCAGAAAUAAAAUAUGUAUGUAUUCACAUAAGUGUACAUUGUAUAGAUUGAACCCAUAUUAAUACUUAGAAAUAAUAGUAUACGAGGACCUAUGAUUGGUACUGGACUGAUUGAUAAAUUUUUGUACUCUAUAGACGCAUUAUAAACCUUGAAAUAAAUACAUAUUUAAUAA
Plodia interpunctella (Indianmeal moth) is the source of this 5937-nucleotide messenger RNA. RefSeq names its product cyclin-J-like (gene CycJ). The transcript is spliced from 7 exons. Bases 312 to 1529 code for a protein of 405 amino acids. The record is from RefSeq and is a predicted model, not a curated record. Gene Ontology annotation, molecular function: cyclin-dependent protein serine/threonine kinase regulator activity. Lineage: Eukaryota; Metazoa; Arthropoda; Insecta; Lepidoptera; Pyralidae. Gene Ontology annotation, cellular component: cyclin-dependent protein kinase holoenzyme complex; cytoplasm; nucleus. Gene Ontology annotation, biological process: regulation of cyclin-dependent protein serine/threonine kinase activity; mitotic cell cycle phase transition.